Messenger RNA from Alternaria burnsii, 420 nucleotides. RefSeq lists its product as uncharacterized. The transcript has a single exon. NCBI's taxonomy places the organism in Eukaryota, Fungi, Ascomycota, Dothideomycetes, Pleosporales, Pleosporaceae. The record is from RefSeq and is a predicted model, not a curated record. The coding region runs from base 1 to 420 and encodes 139 amino acids.
AUGCAGGAGUGUUCAUACCUCAUCGAUAGACUCUUAUACACCGGAAGACUCGAAUCCACAGACACACGAGAUUACAUCUAUGUUAUCCUCCGUCUCACAAGCUACCCGUCAUUGUCUAUGUCAAUCGAAGAAUGGGAUGAAGCAAGGAGAUCGUCACUCCUCAUCCCUGUCGACUAUUCGACCACUUGGGACGCUGUUGCCUGGGUUACACUCAUGACAGAGGGUCUUGCACUGCUACCCAAGUUCAAGGUACUGGACGCAAAGGAAGAGAACCCUACACUUCUUUCCUGGGCUAUAGACUGGCACAUCACUACACGAUGCUUCCGUAGACGACAAGUGGAAGAGAAAACAGUUUUGGCCAUAGAUCGGUUUCGUCUCUUGGGUCUUUGGAGAUACCGUCUGCUUCUGCAAGCACCCUAA